This is a messenger RNA of Monosiga brevicollis MX1, 1273 nucleotides long. RefSeq lists its product as uncharacterized. NCBI's taxonomy places the organism in Eukaryota, Choanoflagellata, Craspedida, Salpingoecidae. The transcript has 10 exons. The record is from RefSeq and is a predicted model, not a curated record. The coding region runs from base 169 to 1092 and encodes 307 amino acids.
GCCGCGGAUCCCCCUCUACUCGCCCCUGUUGACCUGCUCAUCGGCUGCUGCUGCCUGCUGGUUGACCCGUCUUGGCUGUCUGGCGUCUGCGGAUACAUGAACUCGGAUUACUGCCUGCCAUUUUAUCUUGCUUGUCGUUAGCUCUUAGCACACUAGGAACUAGUAGCCAUGGCAGCCCAACCCACUCCCACCCUGCGCAUGCGCAGCCUCAUCGCCGCUUCGAUCGAGGAACAGAAGAAUAAGCCUGAGCUCUCCCAGGUACUGGCCAAGGCAGGCAAGCGUGCCAUGGGCGGUGGUGCCGCAGGCGCUGCAGCCAUGGGGGUCCAGGUUGUCUCCCUCCUCUGGCUGCGAACCAUCAUGAACUACCAGUACCGCAACGGUGGAAGCCUCCGUGCCGUCGUCCGAACCCUCUAUGCUGAAGGCGGCGUGCUGCGAUUCUAUCAAGGCCUGCUGCCCGCCUUGGCCCAGGGCCCUCUCGCCCGUUUUGGUGACACGGCCGCCAACGCCGGUACUCUGGCCCUCUUGGACUCAUACGAGGUCACGGCUUCCCUGCCGGUGGGCGUCAAGACGGUGGCCGCCUCUGGUGCUGCUGCCUUCUGGCGCGUCUUCCUCAUGCCCAUCGAUACCUGCAAAACCAUCAUGCAAGUCGAGGGCAAACAGGGUCUUUCCAAGCUUGGCGCCAAGAUUCGCGUCGGUGGACCAGGUGUCCUGUACCACGGUGCCCUGGCUGCCAUGUCCGCCACCUUUGCGGGCCACUACCCCUGGUUUGCAACUUUCAACAUUCUCCAGGAGUCCAUUCCGCAACAAGAAGGUGUUUGGGGCAAGUUUGCCCGCAAUGCGGGCAUUGGCUUUUGUGCCUCAGUCGUCUCGGAUACCGUUUCCAACUCGAUUCGCGUCACCAAGGUGGCCAAGCAGGCGGCAACCGAGUCCAUCACAUACAUGCAAGCAGUCAAGGGUGUCAUUGCCAAGGACGGCAUUGCCGGUCUCAUGUUCCGCGGCCUCCAGACGCGCAUCUUGGCCAACGGCCUGCAAGGCAUGAUGUUCUCAGUCGUGUGGAAGGCGCUUCAGGAGCAGUAUUUCAAGCAAGCUUGAGCAGACCCAGGGAUCAGGACUUAUAGCUCUAAUGACAUUGUGUAAGAAUAUGUUUGUUUCUUCUCAGCCGUGUUUAUUAAACGACUGCGUGUGUGUCCGGCCAGGCAGAGCCCCCACGUAUCCGGUCCGUUUUUCGUGUCUUGUUUUCUGAUUCUUCUUGGAGCAAUCGACCCGCAAAGGG